Molecule: messenger RNA, 1494 nt
Organism: Neomonachus schauinslandi (Hawaiian monk seal)
Lineage: Eukaryota; Metazoa; Chordata; Mammalia; Carnivora; Phocidae
Gene: CCDC65
Product: coiled-coil domain containing 65
Exons: 8
Coding region: 1-1494 (497 amino acids)
Biological process (GO): cilium-dependent cell motility; axonemal dynein complex assembly; regulation of cilium movement
Cellular component (GO): axoneme; axonemal dynein complex
Source: RefSeq, a predicted model, not a curated record
AUGCCUAAGAAAGGGAAAAAGGGCAAGUUACCCCUGUCCGAUGAGGAGCAGCUGCUUCUGUUUCAGCAGAAGUUGCUGGCAGAGGAGGAGAUGGCCAAGAAGAAAGAGAGGCUCCUGAGUCAGUUCUUGAAGGACAAGCUGGCCAAGGAGGAGCACAACAGUGCUCUGAACCUUAACAAGAUUAACACACAGUGGAGAACCGUCCUUAGGGAAGUCAAGACCAGAGAGCUUCAUAAGGACAUUGAGAUCCUCAGCCAAACAUUUGAACGAGUGGUGGACUGCAAGGACAGUGUCAUCAAGUCUUUAGCCAAGGACCUGUCCGAAGCAGAGGAGCAGUACGCCCAUGCCCUGCGCAGUCACCUGCACAGCAUCGACCAGCUCUUAGCCCUGCAGAGAUGCCGGCUUAACCUCCUAGAGGAAAGUUACAACACGGAGCUGGAGGCCCUAACCAAAGAGUUUGAGACAGAAAGGAAGACAAUUAUUGACCAGCAUGAAAAAGAGAUUCACUACCUACAAGAUGUCUUCAUGGCCAUGGAGCAGAGCUAUAUAGAUUCUGAGUAUGAAAGUAAGCUGGAGUUCCAGAGCAUGUGGGAUGAUCUCAAAAACAAGAAUUUAGAAGAGAAGCAUUUUCUAAGACUGAAACUGGAGAACAUAGUAGAAGAUCUGUGGAGAAGGUUCCAGGAUGCACUCAAGAAUUACACCGAUGCCACAGAGGACCAAAAGAUUGCCUUUGAGACUCUGCAGGUGAAAGAUGAGAAGAGCUCCAAAGAGAUUGAAGCACAGAUGAAAAAAAUACAGAGACUACAGGACUCCAUAAUUAUUUUAAAAAGCAAGAUCAUGGUGCACAGCCGUGAGAGUGAAGACCAGAACCAGUACAUUCGUAAGGACAAGGAGCUGGUCCUUGCCCAACUGCGAAAACUUAAGGCCCAAAGGACUCAGGCCCGGGAACUAUCCCAGGAAAACUUAGUCAAACUCACCUUGGAAAGUAAUGCCACCCUCAAGGCCCUGAGAAGGAUCGUCGAUAAGGGUGAAAAGAUCCUGAAACUUGCUGAAAUAUGUAGGAAGUUUGAAACAGAGGAAGAAAAAGUGCUGCCUUUCUAUUCAUCAGUCUUGACUCCCAAGGAGCAGGAGGAGAUAGAAGAAAUUUACCCAGAGGAGCUUACCGAGCAGCUCGCAAAGGUGAUAGUAAACUACACAGGGAUGGAGAAUUUCUGGAAAAGGUACAACAAAGUGAAACUGGAGCAACUGAGCCUCCAACAUAGACAUGUCCAGUUGUUAGAAAUCAAUGGGAAGUUGCGGGAGAUGCUGAAGCAGUACUUGGAUGGCAUCUCAGUGAGUGACGAAGUGAUGAGCCAGCUCAACCCACUCUUUAUCGUCAACCAUCGAAGUAACUUACCCCAGCCUUUGUCCACACCUACCACCCAGCCAGGUGACAAACCACCUCCAACCACUUACAUCAUUGAAGCAGCCCAUGUGAUCUCCCACAUCCUGUGA